This is a messenger RNA of Trypanosoma cruzi, 4221 nucleotides long. RefSeq lists its product as uncharacterized. Bases 1 to 4221 code for a protein of 1406 amino acids. The transcript has a single exon. Lineage: Eukaryota; Euglenozoa; Kinetoplastea; Trypanosomatida; Trypanosomatidae. Gene Ontology annotation, molecular function: protein binding. The record is from RefSeq and is a predicted model, not a curated record.
AUGCAGAGCGGCAAUAACGGGGUACCGCUUCCCAUCUCGGUAACGGUGGUGCGGCAACAGUACUAUCCGCGUGUGCCCCCAGAAUUGCUUCUGAAGGAGCAUGCAGGGAAAUUUCAUCUGUCAGGUUUUACAACAGCGUCUCUGCUAGACGCCAUUUCACCGCGAGUGAGACCUCAAUUACCACCCUUUGUUACACAGAAGGAUAACAUUGUUACGGCGAAUGACGAGUUUACGUGCUCUCUGAUUAGGGAGAAUGUGAAGCGACCGCCCGUGCCGUGGGAAAACAUUAAGAGACCAAUUUCGGCUACCCAACGGUUUACGAAGAAGGCGGCGGCGGCGGCGGCGACGGAGACGAAGCGCCAAGCGAACACCGUGCCUCCAUCAUCAGCCAUACCGUCGUCUUCUGCGAAAAUGGGAAACGAGUUUCCGAAGGAAUGUGAUGAAUUUAUUUUUGAAGAAGCAACUGCAUCGUAUCUCACUGCUGUCGAAUUUGUGCGAAAGCCUUUGAACUGCAAUAAUGAUGAAGUAAUGACGGGGCAGAAAAUUGACGCAGGAAAAGAGCAAUUGCAAUCUCUUCAAGGGACUUUGUCAAAUGACGUCACAAUGGAAGAACGAGAGUCGCUGUGGGGGUACAGUACUGGGGCAGUGGUGCUUGUUAAUUUGCGUUCCUACGCCGCUGAUAUUCGAAGUCGUCUUUAUUACCAAACAGCUUCAACGCGAGAUCAAUGUUUAUAUAUUGAAAAUAGACUUGACAUUGAUGAAGAAACUUCUUUUGAAGAUUCGGACGCUUUCUCAUCCGUUGCCGAGGAGCAGCAGAAAGCCAAUCCUUCAGAGAAUGACGGAUAUACCCAGGAGCGUGGGAUUUUUCAACUUGGGAGUGAGAAAGCCCCACGUGGUGUGUUGUUGCUGGGAUAUCAUAAUGUUGGUGGAGUCUGCUCUUUAGUGUAUGAUUCCCUUAAUGAUCUUGCAAUAUCUGGUGGGGUGGAUGGCACAUUGUUUGUAUGGGAUUUGCAUCAACGAUACCGAGGGGCGCUGAGAGAAAGGUAUAUGAAAGAUGAAGAAGCGAAAAACAUGCGCCCUACAGGGCAAUUUGCUGCUUAUGUGUAUACGCGGCGUUUGACCCAGCGUCUUUCUCAUGCCCAUAAGUGUGCGAUCAGCUCUCUUGCCACGCACUGUGAAUUACUGAUCAGUGGUGGAGUGGAUGGCACUGUAAAAGUAUGGUCGUGUUUGGAGUUUGCAGAUUUGUCUUCUCGUGCUACACUGCCGCAGUAUGUUGAACAACAAAUAUUUACUUGCAAUGGAUGGGUACGGCAUAUUUGGUCGGCUCCAGGACGUAAUGUACAGGGAGAGGAUGUUUUUGUUACGGGCGAAAACGGCUUUAUCAUUGGCUUUAAAGGACGUACGGUUUCACAGCAGCCUGUCAUACAGACAUUAGAAAGGGAGAAGAAGUUGUUAAAUGCCCUUCGUAAAUCAGCAGUGGCUCCUCUAACUCUAGCAUUUGGUCUAACUCGAAUUAGUAGAGCUGACACCGCAAACUCCGUACGUUUUCCCACUAUUACGAAACCUGGGUUGGGUUCUGGAAGCACCAAUACAAGAUUGCCAAAGCCGGCGACCACUGAGAAGGAGGCGACAAAGCUUCUUCAACUUGGUAUUAUUACACGAGCAUUAUGCCUUACACGAAAAUUGCAAACCAUUGGUGAGGAGGCACGUUUAGCAAAUUCACCCGUACACCGUCACUCUGUGCAAGUUGAGAGUACAAGCGCCAUCACGCGUAUUAUUCCUUUGGUGGAGCGUAAUUUAUUUAUAGUAUUGGGCUAUAGUCCUGUGGUGCGAUUCCUUGAUAUGACUCGCUUAAGUGUGGCGGCGGUGGUAAUACACCCGAGUCUGAGCGCAGCAGCAGGUGAGGGGAAAAUUGAUGACCUUCAAGCAACUUUUCCAGAUAAUUCCCAAGGAGUUGGAAAAGGAAAUAUGAAGAAUACAAGUAGUGACGACUCGCAGAGCAAAGGACGGCGGAUGUUGGGGUCUAAAAAUGGCAGUAGGGGCAAUGCGGAGCCUUUGCGUUUUUUAGAUGUCUUGUAUAUUACUUCUUAUGAUUAUUUAGUCUUAUUGGACAAUCGAAACACCGUCUAUGUGUGGGACAAUGUGGAGAACAAGUUUCUUGCCUCAUGGAAGACUCCUGAUACCAAAGAAAUUGGGAAGCAAAAGAAUGCACUUCGAUUAUUGCCUUGUGGCACACGUCAUUAUGAAGGUGACGAACCCAUUGGUGGAAAACGGGUAAGUGCCCAUGUGCAGUACAGGCCCAAACGUCGUAUGGCGUGUUUUUACGAGCAGGCAGGCGCUUUAGGGGAAACUUUGAGGAUGGAGGAGGAUGCAUCAGGAGCGAUCACCAUACCUUUUUUCCUUCUGUGCUCCGUAGGCCUCGAGUUGUGUGGUGUGGUGAUUGAGGCCCAGGCACGACUUGAGGUGAAGGCACACCACGACACCAUUGUAGGGAUUUUUCUUCGCCAACCUCCACUUCUCUAUUUUCAACGGGAUAAUGAUAAAAAUAAGACUGAAGAGAAACUCGAGGAAGCCGACACCUUUGAAUUGGAUGGAUCCAGUGAAAAAAUAAUGAGCAGCGUUAGCCAAAUGUACAUACCCAGCGCAUUCACUAGGAGAAGCACUAUUUUUACUGAGAGCAACAGAAGCAGGAAAACCACUGAAAAGGCAGAUUUUGCUUUUCCAACUGAAUGGCCUCCUAAUUCUCCAAAGAAGAACGAGGAUGAUGCUCGUAUCUGUGUGCUAUCGUGCUCAGCGGAUGGGACGAUUUGUUUUUGGGGAGGCUCUUUUGAGCUCCUUACGGUGUACGAUCAGCGGAGUUUUUCUGAAAAAAACAACGAAGUUUGCACCACCGUUUCACACAAACUCUUUGAGUUUGACGGCAUCGUCUCCCCCUUCGAUGCCCCGCCCUGCACCACAACGAAGAAAAAUGGUGUGAAAAAUAAUGUUGAGCAUAGUGAGUGUAUUGAUAUCACAAGUUUUUACUUUAGCACACGAUGGAAUUUGGCUGUAACUGGGCACGAUGAUGGCAGUAUUCGUUACUGGCCCUGUGGGAAAGAACUUGCAACUUGUGUUUGGCACAAGGGGCUGCAUCGGAAUGCUGUCUCUGGUCUUUUGGCAGCUCGCGUAAUGGAGCGGGUUGACGUGGUUGGCGCAUUGGCGCGGAUUGGGAGUAUUUUUAAAUCUUUGGAGGCCAUGGAGCCAAAUGAAUUGCUUGCGUCUAUUUCUUUUGACGGUCACUUGGCUGUGUGGGAGUACCCUCAGCAAUCCAAAGCACAACUGCGUGACUGCACUCGAGUUAGUUUUAACGAACUUCUUUGCAUUGCCUUUGAUGAAGUCAAUGAAUUGUUUGUUAUUGGCGAUAGUGCAGGAACCAUUAGUUCGUGGUUUGCGAAGGAUCUUGGGCCACACCGCUCCAUUCCAUCACGGCCUCCAUCCCCAUGGCGACCAUCAACCGCUGUCGCCCUUCCGGCUUCAUUUUUUGAACAAUCACUCGGUACGAGUUCAAACAUGUCGAAACGUCAACAGCGUCGUGGCACUCGUGGUAGUUCUGUUCUUUCUGCUGUUCCGGAAAAACAACAGGAAAAGAAGCGAAUUGAACAUACCGAAGCUGUGACGGCACUUAUUGUGGAUGGUAACUUUGUCUUUUCAGGCGGUGAGGAUGGACGUGUUUUUUUGUGGGAUCUUCGUAUUGGUGUUCUCUUACGGGAAUAUUUCUUGUUGCAUGAUGUAGACGAAAUUGCACAUCAUUGUAGAAAGACGAUGUCAGCCUCAACCGACUGUAGCUCUAUGUGCAGCAAGGAAAACAAUCCCCGUUCUGUAGUACAUAUGCAUUCUUUGGAUUCAUUGGAUGUAAAACCGUAUUCGGAAAAUGUUACUUGUAUGGUAUUACUUAAGCGACGAAACGGUAACUUCCUUGUUGCCACGCGCGAGGGUUGGGUCUAUCACUUUGAGCAGAGCGACUCAUAUCCUCGCUCCACAUAUAAGCAUCAUUCUUCUGUGAGAUGUAUGUGUGUUUUUCAAGAUGGAUGCACAGAUGAUGAUGAUGCUGUAGGUGACAAUGAUCUUGCUGAUGAAGGUGACGUUUAUUCAGGGAUAUCCCGUGCGUUUGAGGUGGUGGUUGGGGAUGAUGAGGGGAAAAUGGCUCUUAUAAGAGAGUCAUACUUCUUUUCUACCGUGUGA